UAUCUCUUUAUCAUUUCAAGAGAGAAAAUGUGCAAAACCAUAAUUCUCAUGCCAUUAAUUCUGACUGUAGCUCUUAUUGUGCAGACCUGUUUCGUCGUUGCUGAGACCAAGGUUUAUGUAGUUUAUCUGGGAGAGAAGGAGAAUGCUAAUAUAAAGUCUGUCACUGACUCUCACCAUCAGAUGUUGUGGUCACUUCUUGGAAGCAUAGAGGCUGCCCAUGAUUCAAUAGUGUACAGUUAUCGUCACGGCUUCUCAGGCUUUGCAGCCAAGCUCACUGAGUCCCAAGCCCAAGAAAUUUCAGAACUUCCUGAAGUAGUACAAGUCAUACCGGAUACAAUAUACGAACUGACAACAACUAGAACUUGGGAUUACUUGGGUCUGUCUCCGGGUACUCCACAGAGUCUCCUACAUAAGACCAACAUGGGAAGUUCAGUCAUUGUUGGGGUCAUUGACACAGGAGUGUGGCCAGAAUCUGAGAUGUUUAAUGACAACGGCUAUGGACCUAUACCGAGCCGUUGGAAAGGCGCCUGUGAAUAUGGAGAUCUCUUCAGUCCCUCGAAUUGUAACAGAAAGCUGAUAGGAGCUAAAUUCUUUAUCGAUGGCUUUUCUUCUGAAUUUGAAGUCUUGAACACAACACAGAAACCUGAGUACAUUUCCCCAAGAGACUUUAACGGUCAUGGUACUCACGUCUCCUCUACCGUUGGUGGUUCUUAUGUGGCUAAUGUGAGCUACUUAGGCCUUGGAAGAGGAACUGUGAGAGGCGGUGCUCCUCGUGUCCAUAUAGCAAUUUAUAAGGCGUGUUGGCUACAUGGAGUAUGUUCAGGAGCAGAUGUCUUAAAGGCAAUCGAUGAAGCUAUUAAUGAUGGUGUUGAUGUUUUGUCACUCUCUCUUGGAUUGAACGUUCCUUUAUAUCAAGAAACUGAUAUGAGGGAACUGCUCUCUGUGGGAGCAUUCCAUGCAGUAGCAAAGGGCAUUCCUGUUGUAGCUUCAGCUGGUAAUAAUGGCCCUGGGGCUCAGACCAUUUCGAAUGUAGCUCCUUGGAUCUUGACGGUGGCUGCAACCACUCAAGACCGUUCCUUUCCCACAAUCAUCACACUUGGGAACAAUAUAACAAUACUGGGUCAAGCAAUCUUUGCUGGUCCAGCACUCGGCUUUGUUGAACUUACUAUCCCAGAUAAACCAUUUUCUAGUGACUGCGCCGAGCUCCCGGGUAAUCCCAAACAUACAAUGGAAGGAAAAGUUGUGUUAUGUUUCACAGCAGAUUCAAACGCUGGGGCUAUAGUUAAUGGUAUACUCGCAGUAAAAAAUGCAGGUGGUCUCGGGGUAAUCGUUGCAAGAAAUCCAACCUACUCGCUUAUUCCAUCUCGUGACUUUCCAUGUGUUAUGGUAGACUUUGAGCUCGGAACUUACAUUCUUUUCUACAUACGCUCCACUAGAUCUCCAAUUGUAAAGAUAGACGCUUCAAAAACACUUGUUUCAUACCCCGUGGCGACCAAGGUACCAACUUUCUCAUCAAGAGGACCCAAUUCGAUUUCUCCAGCGAUUCUUAAGCCGGAUAUAGCAGCACCUGGUGUGAACAUACUAGCAGCUACUUCUCUAAAUAGUUCUAUCAGUGAUGGAGGAUUUGCUAUGACGUCAGGUACAUCAAUGGCCACUCCUAUUAUUGCAGGAGUUGUAGUCCUCCUCAAAGCAUUACACCCUGAUUGGUCACCUGCUGCUAUCAAAUCAGCUAUUGUCACUACAGCAUGGAAAACUGAUCCAUCCGGGGAGCCCAUUUUCGCAGACGGGUCAGGCCGCAAGCUAGCAGAUCCCUUUGAUUACGGAGGAGGCCUAGUGAAUCCGGAUAAAGCUGCAAGACCAGGUCUCAUAUACGAUAUCAACACUAAUGACUAUGUCUUGUACUUAUGCUCUACUGAUUACAAUGACACCUCCAUUUCCCAAGUCGUCGGAAAGAAAACAGAAUGUCCUAACCCGAAACCUUCUGUUCUUGAUCUAAACUUGCCAUCUAUCACAAUACCAAACCUAAAAGACAAAGUCACUCUCACCAGAACUGUCACUAAUGUGGGACCACCCAACUCAAUAUACAAAGUUUUGAUCAAUCCUCCAUCCGGCGUUAGAAUGACCGUGAAACCAAAUAUGCUAAGGUUUAAUCCUAGGACCAAAAAAGUUUCUUUUACAGUGACAGUUUCGACAACGCACAAAGUAAAUACUGGCUAUUACUUUGGAAGCUUGACAUGGACUGACAAUGUGCACCGUGUGGUCAUCCCAGUAUCUGUCAGAACCCAGAUCCUCGAACGAUACCACGAUGAGAACUGAUGUAAGGGAAAGCAUAUUUGUGAAAAGACAAGUACUAUACUUUAUUGUCUUGUUGAGGUGUAAAGCAGAUUGCUAAUGAAUUAAUAAUAAUAACU
Camelina sativa (false flax) is the source of this 2411-nucleotide messenger RNA. RefSeq names its product subtilisin-like protease SBT3.9. Gene Ontology annotation, molecular function: serine-type endopeptidase activity. Gene Ontology annotation, biological process: proteolysis. The record is from RefSeq and is a predicted model, not a curated record. NCBI's taxonomy places the organism in Eukaryota, Viridiplantae, Streptophyta, Magnoliopsida, Brassicales, Brassicaceae.